UUUGUGUUCUGUGGUAGCAUCGUAAUGCCAUGGCUGUAUACCCUCUUCUUAUUUUACUUUCUCUAUGCGUUAAGUGAUCUAUCAAAACAUUUUAUAAUACCAGCCCUUAAACGGACAGACAAAGUAUCAAAAACACAAAUUUAAGUGAAAUGCGUUUCUUUAUUUCCUAAUUCUAAAUAACAAAAAUCUUUACGUUUAGCGGGACGCGUGUGUCGCAACAGUCUCUAACGAAGAUGUUAACCUAACUAUUUUCAAAAUCAAAACAGCCCCUAAAAAAAACGUUAAAUAACUUAGGAAUUUCAGAUUUUAUAACAAAAAUUAUGAGGGACGACUUCUUAAUGCACACAGAUGCCAUCGAUGCUUCCAAGAAGAAUUCAAACGAACCAAUUUACGUCAAAGACUUUUCCGAAUAUGGACAAAUCUUGCACAUCCACUUCUCCCCUUAUGAAUGGACCAAAGAUGUGAUGCUUUUGGCUUUUGAGGAGAAAAUACUAUUCGUACAUCUAUCUUUUGAGAAUUCUAUAAGUAUAAACAAAGUUUAUGAGUUUCCUCACCCGAGAUGUUCUGCACUAGCCAUUUCACCCAACUCUUCUUUAGCAGUAUUACCAAAUCAAGUCAUUUUCGCCACCGGAUCUUCCGACUUUAAACUUAGGGUUUAUGAGAGUGACUUGGAACAAAACACCCUUUGUAGGGAACUUUCAGGCCAUGUAAGUUACAUUAACGAUGUCACUUUUGAUCCAGAGAAUCUUUAUAUGGCAUCAGCAAGCGAUGAUAAUACAGUCAAACUCUGGUUUACUGAUGGGUUUAGGUUGAAGAGUACUUUUCAUUUGAAUUCCCCUGCAAUGGUUGUAUCUUGGCAUAGAGCCGAUUCUGGAAAAAUGUUGGUUGCAGAAAAGAUUGGAUUAAUAAAAUUCUACAACGUAGAUACAGAAACCCCAAUUCUAUCACUAGACUUUGCAAAGUCACUUUCUUCAGCCCACUGGGCCCCUUCCGACAGUCAAAUUUUGGGUACUUUACAACUUGGCGAGUUAUUGGUAUGGGAUUUAACAAAACCAUGCCUACCCCAACAAAGCACCAUCCUAUUUCCGGAAAACGGAGGAACAAUUAAAUUCUCUCCCCAGGGGGAGCUGGUGGCUGCGGUUAACAAUCUUGACGGUUCGCUUAAAGUGGUUCACACAGUGACUCAGCAUCAGAAAUUAAACGUGAGCCUUUCCUUGCCUAGUAACGUACAAUGGCAUUAUCAUUAUCCAAUUGUUUGUGUAGGAGAUGAUAUGAAACUUUGCUUUUGGAAAGUGAGCACUAAAUGAAUAGGUUUCAAUAAAUAUUGUUUAUAUUUUUUUUAAA
This is a messenger RNA of Anthonomus grandis grandis, 1344 nucleotides long. It is a transcript of the gene Nup37, whose product is annotated as nucleoporin Nup37. Bases 321 to 1307 code for a protein of 328 amino acids. Gene Ontology annotation, molecular function: protein binding. Gene Ontology annotation, cellular component: nuclear pore outer ring. NCBI's taxonomy places the organism in Eukaryota, Metazoa, Arthropoda, Insecta, Coleoptera, Curculionidae. The transcript is spliced from 5 exons. The record is from RefSeq and is a predicted model, not a curated record.